Molecule: messenger RNA, 2915 nt
Organism: Corvus hawaiiensis (hawaiian crow)
Lineage: Eukaryota; Metazoa; Chordata; Aves; Passeriformes; Corvidae
Gene: RGS19
Product: regulator of G protein signaling 19
Exons: 6
Coding region: 2234-2833 (199 amino acids)
Source: RefSeq, a predicted model, not a curated record
GGUUUCCAUGGGGUAACCCCGGCAGAGGGGUCCCGGGGAGUGCCAGCCCCCUGUCACCCACCCCAGCUGCCUGCUGGGCCGCCUCGCCUCUGGUUGCACUCAGUGGCUGGUUCCAGCCAAAUUUGGCAUAGAUCAGAGGUGCUGGGACCUCCUGGGAGAAUGCCAGGGAGGGGGUGGGGAAGCUGCAGGCUGUGCUGAGCCCUUAUUAGACACUGGAGAGUCCAGCAGCACGCGGGCAGCCAGGGCUGCCAAGCUCUCCUUGUGCUGAUCCAGCGUGGCUGGUCGAGCAGGUGAUGGGUGUUUGCAGCUCCUCCAAGGCAUGGAGAGGGGUCAGACCCAGUGCUGCUCCUUGCUGAGGCAUCACUGGCCUGUGACAGGGACUCGGCCUGGGAUGGUGUCUCCGUUGCCACUGGGUUUGUUCAUUGCCACCACCCAAAUGAUCCCUGCAGGGUUCUGUGAUGAGCAGCAAAGCUGCUGUCCCGGCUUUGACCCGUAAGAUACGAAGGGAAGGUCCUUCAUGGGGUGGAGAGUGGCAAGAGGUGGCCAGAGAAUAAAAAUACUCUCGGUGCCAAUGAGCUGGGGGUGCCAGAGGCCGUGGGAGCAUGGCUGUAUCCUGACAGCCCCUAGCUCUCUCCCUGCCUGGUAGCAGCAAAGGGAAUCCUGGAAAACCAUCUGGGAAAAAAAUGAGGUUCAGGUGCCCAGAGAAGCAGAGCCCGGCUAAGCCCCUGGAGCACCAGAGGGUGACGGCAGAGGAAGGAGCUGCCGACGCCGGUGGUGACUUUUGGGUGACGGGGAGGUUUCCAUCCGGAUGGAGUGGCGCUGGGGACAGCAGCAGCAGCACAACCGCGUUGGGUUUUUCGUGCCGGGGUGUUUGGGCUCGGGAGGAGAGGAGAUAACAACUCGUGUCCCGGGGAAGGCGAGGGAAGCAGCUGCGCUGAGCCGGGCGCUGGGAUGAGCUGAUAACAAGCACAUGGCGCUGCCCCAGGGGAGCGGGGGUGGGUGCCAGCAUCCCUCCUUCCUCUUUCUCCCCUUUCUGCCCUUUUUCACCUGCGGUGAGACCAUACCACUGAGGGGCAGCCGCCAGCAGAGACCACAAGCGGUGCUGGUCGCUUUUGGGCUGGAGCCUCCUCCACCCACAGCAGUGCCGAGGGUGAAUUUAAUCAAGAAAACGGACGUUGGCGGCUGAUUUCUCUCCCUCUCUCUCUCUCCUGUUUCUUUUUUUCCUGAAGAGGAAAAAAACCAAACAACUUUGUUUGUGAGUCACUCUUGGCCGAGGGAGCAGGGCUGCGCUCUGUGCAUCAGGCUGGCACAUCCCACCUCGCACGGACGAUGCUGCCGGGAGGCACCGCCGGCGGCUCUGACUCAGCUCACCCUCAGCACAGCCCCUUUCCCGCACUGCCCACCUCGCUGCCGGUGUCUGUGCCCUGCGGGCAGUGCUGGAAGCCCGGGGACAUCGGAAGGACAGCGUGGCAGAAAGCACUGUCGCUUUGAAGUGGCCUCGGCUGGUCACUGAGGACCGAGGUGCAGCCUGCACGCACCCUGGGGACAUAUCCUGCCUGUCACUCUCAGCAGAGCCGCUUCCUUGGCCAUCGGGUUGUUCCAGCGCCAGCGUGGCCGGGCUAUCUCUGAGAAGCUGCCAUCAGUGCCAGUCCUGGCUGGGGAGCCCCAUGUUGGUUGCCCUCGUGCCUGCCGGAUCCAGCCCUCCUGGGAAGCAGGCGGCUAAGCUGGAAGCAGGAGGCUGAGCUGGCUCAGCCCCUGGUGGGACCCACUGUGCGCCUCUCCUGCCCCAUCGAGGCAGCUGGCCCCGUGAUGGAACAGCAAGGAGAGCGUCUGGGCCGGGCGGGGGCUUUCCCAAAAAAGGCCUGAACUCUUCGGUUGAGUUUGCCACUUCCCUUACCACUCCCUUUCCUGUGAGAGGAUGUGUUCAGCCGCUUUUCUUUUCUCUUUCUCUCUUCUUUUCUCCCCCACGUCCCUGCCCGCAGAGCCGGCGGUCCUGGCGAUGCCACGCACCCCCUGAGCCGGCCGGGGUCACCCUGGCUGGCACGAUGGCCAGGCUGCAGGCUCCAUCCAGGAGGCGGCAGGGACAUUAGCCAGGGGGUCUCACGGCUCGCCUGCAGGCUGGGAGGAGCUGAGAGCGGCAGAACAGCCCCUGAAGCACGACCCAACCCCGUGCACCGUGUAUGAGGCUGGGACGCAGUACGCAGGACCGGCGUCCGCAGAGUCACCCCUUCCGAUGUCCCGGCAUGAGACUUCUCCGACAACGGUGCAACCCACCAGCAACCACCGCCCCAACGCCUGCUGCUUCUGCUGGUGCUGCUGCUGCAGCUGCUCAUGGAACGAGGACCGGGAGCGAGCAUGGAGAGCAUCCCGGGAGACCAAACUGGAGACCAUCCCAAACUGUGAAGCGUGCGCCAAACCCACGCCAGAGGAGGUGCAGGGCUGGGCACAGUCCUUUGACAAGCUGAUGAAGAGCCCGGCGGGGCGCAACGUCUUCCGGGAGUUUUUGCGGACUGAGUACAGCGAGGAGAACAUGCUCUUCUGGCUGGCAUGUGAGGAGCUCAAAACCGAGUGCAACAAGCACACCAUCGACGAGAAGGCCAGGAUGAUCUACGAGGACUACAUCUCCAUCCUCUCUCCCAAGGAGGUGAGCCUGGACUCGCGGGUGCGGGAGGUCAUCAACCGGAAGAUGCAGGAGCCGUCCUCGCAUACCUUCGACGACGCACAGCUCCAGAUCUACACGCUGAUGCACAGAGACUCCUACCCCCGCUUCCUGAACUCUGCCAUUUACAAAUCGCUGCUCCAGAGCGUCUCCCACUCCUCCUCGGAGUCCUAAGGGCGCCCGCCGGCCGUGGGGACACCAGUGGGGACAUGGUGGCCGGGGGGAGUCAGUGCCUCCUCCCCUCUGCUGCCCUCCU